Messenger RNA from Salvelinus namaycush (lake trout), 1215 nucleotides. Its product is annotated as cell division cycle-associated 7-like protein. Bases 1 to 1215 code for a protein of 404 amino acids. The transcript has 10 exons. NCBI's taxonomy places the organism in Eukaryota, Metazoa, Chordata, Actinopteri, Salmoniformes, Salmonidae. The record is from RefSeq and is a predicted model, not a curated record. Gene Ontology annotation, biological process: regulation of DNA-templated transcription. Gene Ontology annotation, cellular component: nucleus.
AUGACAUCAGGAGAACCGUGGGUGUUGAAGAUGUCCAUCAUCGACUUGGAGGUGGCCUCGCCAACCCCCGGGGCCCUGGCGGCCAUCUUUGAGAGUCCCAGUGAUGACGAGGACUUCCUGGGUUUCGCCGUGCCAGUGCUGAGUGACAGCGAGUCAGACAGCCUAGCCUCCGAGGACUCUGGGAAGCCGGCCAUGUCUUUCAGGUCAAAGUUUGUGACCUCUGAGUUGGUUAGUCUGUUUAGCCAUUCCGACAAUGAGGGGGAGGAGUUUGAGGGCUUCAGUGAGGAAGAGGAGGAGAAGAGGGGUUCCAGAAGCAGGACGAAGGCUAUGUGCAUAGCGGAGGAGAGUGAUGAGGACACAGGGUUCUACUCCGAGGGGGAGGAGCCAGACACACACAAGAGGAAGAGUCUCUGUGUUGCCUUCAGGUUUCCUACAAAAAGACUCUCUGCCCAGAAAGGGGAGGCACCAAUCAACGCCGCCCCUCCGGAGAGGAGAACCAAUGAGAGGCUGCAUCUGAAAAGGGGUUUGUCUCAGGAGUCCAGUGGGAGGGAGACACAGGGUCAGAAACCGCCCCCCCAAAAAGGGGCGGUAGGAAAAGAGACGAUGGAGGUCGAGUCGCGGGUUCUAAAUAAACGAGCCAAGAACAUCCAGGAGAACAAAGCCAUGUUGGCCAAGCUGUUUGCUGACCUGACCAACAUGUCUGAAGUCACCUCGUCUCCUACCAAGAAGAGGCGUGUGAGUGAGAAGCCGCCCCCUCGUAGACGAGGUGUGUGUGAGGGGAGCGAGAGGAGGAACCCAUCGCGUGCGGCCAGACCGCCAGAGAAGUUUGGGGUGGAGGAGCGCAGUACCUCCCCUUCACGACACGACCGAUCCGUGAGGACUAUCGACGUCGGGAAACUACUGGAGGUGGACGAGCUGGGUAGAAGCAGGAAGAAGAGGAGGGCGAGCAGCGGGAAGAAGAGGAGAAUUACCCAUGUGAGAUCAGUGGAUGAAAUCACAGAGGAAGAGCUGGACAACGUGGCGCAACGCGCCAAAGACAAGAUACUGGACAAGGACCACGGCAGCACGUGUCACCAGUGCAGACAGAAAACUCUGGACACCAAGACGGUCUGUCGUAGUGGAGUGUGUAUAGGGGGCAAAGGUCAGUUCUGUGGGCCCUGUCUGAGGAACCGCUACGGAGAGGACGUACACACCGCCCUGCUAGACCCGCACUAA